AAGACAAGAGGGGGCGUGGGCGGCGACCUGAAUGCAUCAAUCAUGGCGCUUAGCACGAAUGGAAGGAUCAGUCUUUACUGCUUCUGUUUAGCGUCUAGCGUCGUGCUUAUUUCUUUAACUGGUGCCUUAGGUCGGCUACUCCACUAUGUUGUCGAAGACUACUGGCUCCUUCUCGCUACGGUGUACUCCACGUGUAUUCACUCUGCCCUGUACAUUUUUUACAAACCCCGCGGAAAUGCGUAUAAGGUCGUAUGGAGAGCUGCACUGCUUGGCACCGGGAUGGGGCUUGGUAUCCUCACCAGUGUCCAUGGGCCUCACUCGUGGCGGGUGUUCGGCUGGUACCUGGCACUGCUCAGCAGCUUCCACUUCUCCGAGUACUUUGUCACAGCAGUCACAAACCCCAAGGCACUGACUCUCGACUCAUUUCUGCUGAACCACAGUCGAGAAUAUGGUGUUGCAGCGGCAUGCAGCUGGCUAGAAUUCCUCAUUGAGAGAUCCAUCGCUUCUGGCCUGAAGCAAAUAUGGUGGAUCAGCUACAUGGGCCUGACAAUGUGCGUGGUCGGUGAAGGGUUGCGUAAAGCAGCCAUGCUCACAGCAGGCACCAACUUCAACCACAUCAUACAAAACCACCGGGAGCAGGGUCACGUGCUGGUCACCCAUGGCGUGUACGCCCUGUGUCGGCAUCCAUCCUAUGUCGGCUGGUUCCUGUGGUCUAUCGGCACUCAGGUUGUCCUGGUCAACCCAAUCUGCACUGUGGCCUAUACUCUUGCAUCGUGGAAGUUUUUCAGGACAAGGGUUGAGGAGGAAGAGAUAACACUGCUGACCUUCUUUGGUGAAGAUUAUGUGCAAUACCAGAAGCGGACUUGUACAGGCCUCCCCUUCAUUCGUGGCUUUCGUGCUGAAGUCUGAACCUUGUGGGGGCUUUUUUUUAUGGGGGGAGGGGCGAAUUAACUCCCAGAAUCUGAGUUGACGCCUCCUGUCAAUCUUGGCAUGGCGGUGGCAUUUCAGUGCCAAAGAAGCACGAAAGUGCCUCUGUACUUAUAUAUGGGUACUUUUGAAAAAAAAAACCCCAGGUGGUCAAAAUUAACUCCAAGUUCCUGCAGCGUCCCUCAUCAGCUAUUGGCCCUGAAGUGUGAUGUUACUUGUGCAAGUACCAGGAAGCAUUCACACAUCCUCCCCACAUGACGUCUUGUGUACUUUUUAUUCCUUGCCUGUGAUGUUUCCAGCUAAUGGGUCAAUAUAUGAGGUACAGUCCUUGCAGAUUGGAACACGACAAUUUGGGGCCUUCAAGCCUUCAACUAGGUGACAUUGUACACCUUGUAAAAUUAUAUUACUGCAAAAGUGUAUAAACCAUCGAAACUACUGCCUUGCUUGCGCUUUAGACAUAAGGCACCUCGAAUUUUUACUGUUCUCCCAGUGCUGUUCAGUAUGCUCACGUCAACACAAUUCUGCAGUUAAAAAAGUGUUUAUGUCCCACGAUUUACACUUUCAAUUGAGAAUUAAUUUUUACUUAUGUCCUCUAGGAAAUGAGCAAUUAUUGAUGGAAAUGCUUGUCUUUUGUGUUGCUGGAGUGACUGCAAUGAGCAGUAAAAUGGUUUUCUUUUUCGUGA
Rhipicephalus sanguineus (brown dog tick) is the source of this 1610-nucleotide messenger RNA. RefSeq names its product protein-S-isoprenylcysteine O-methyltransferase (gene ste14). Gene Ontology annotation, cellular component: membrane; endoplasmic reticulum. The transcript has 4 exons. NCBI's taxonomy places the organism in Eukaryota, Metazoa, Arthropoda, Arachnida, Ixodida, Ixodidae. Gene Ontology annotation, molecular function: protein C-terminal S-isoprenylcysteine carboxyl O-methyltransferase activity. Bases 43 to 909 code for a protein of 288 amino acids. The record is from RefSeq and is a predicted model, not a curated record. Gene Ontology annotation, biological process: C-terminal protein methylation.